Messenger RNA from Elaeis guineensis (African oil palm), 1752 nucleotides. RefSeq lists its product as uncharacterized. NCBI's taxonomy places the organism in Eukaryota, Viridiplantae, Streptophyta, Magnoliopsida, Arecales, Arecaceae. The record is from RefSeq and is a predicted model, not a curated record.
CACAGUACAUGACCUCAAAACUUGAAAAUGAGCAAGCUCGUUUCGAUUAUCUACCCGUGCGCGGGGUGUAAAUGAACAACUUGACUCGCGCUAUUAUAUUUAUAGCCAUUGAGCUGUAGUAUAUAAAUACCCAACACAAAACCCUCGCUCCAAGCCGCCCACUCGAUCGAGACUUCUGAGGACGUAAAAGAACGGAGGAAAAACCCGGAGAAAUAAACGGAAAGAAAGGAAGGAAGGAAAAAAACUAAAAGUGUCUCCAAUGGCAUGUGGUUCAUUUUCUGUCCCUGCUGCCCUUGUCAGCCUCAGCCUUGGUUCAGAAACAAAAACAUUUUUUCAGAGAUCCAGAAUGUCUCCUCGUAGAUACUCAUCUAGGAAGUUCAGAGUCCGUGCAGUACAAGAAACUGAGGGGCCACGGAGGUUGGUUGACAUCAUCCGUAUCAUCCCAGAGAUCUCAAGGAACUACUUCAGAAGCCGUUCUAGGCGAGCGCUUUUUGGUGGUAUCUCAUUACUAGGAGGCUUCUAUGUUGCACAGACCAUUUCUCUGUCCUUUGGUGCUUUGGGUGUGAAUGAUGUGAUUGCUGCAGUGUUAUGUGUUCUUCUUACAGAGUAUGUGACUAAAUAUUAUUAUAGUCGGCCUAAGGUAACGUUUCCUCUUGCCCUCCUCAACAACUUUAAGAUGGGAUUCACUUAUGGCCUUUUCAUUGAUGCUUUCAAGCUGGCUAGUUGAGAGGAAGUUCCCAAAAAAGGAAGUAAUGAAUCUCUCUGUUUAAACUUGUGAGAGCUUUCCUUGUCUUGGCUUGAGGUACAUACCAUGGUACAGAUUUACUUUCUAUUUAAGAGUUCUGUUCGAUGUGUACCGAUCUGAUGAUUGAAUAUGGCUGUGAUUAGGUGACCAGAAGCCCCUUAUUUUGUUCAUACAACCUCCUCAUUUGCAAUCUGUUCCUGUCCUUUGUUGUUGCCUUAAAUUUUCAGCUAUGUUCCAACAGGAUAUGUUAUGGAACCCUCAAAUACUUGUAACUUGUAAGGAAUCCUUAGUCUUAUAUGAUAUAUCAUUGCAUUGAUUAUUGUGGUUUCUUUAGCAGUAUGCAGGGUCGUGAAUCUUAAAACUUUGCAAUGCUGGAGUCUUCUUUCACUUUAAAACUGGACCAUCAAUUGUCAAGAGAAGCAUGGUCAGAUCCUUUUGGGUUGAUAUAAUCCACGUUAUCAUAUGAGGAAAACCAUGUAUAGAAAAUUCCUUGUGCUCAUGUAUUAAAGUUCCAGCAUGCUUCCAUCCUCUCUUCUAGAGCAUGUACAAAAAUUUGGGAAAAAUCUGCAAACUGUAAUGUCAGAAAAAACUGAAGCAUCAUUAUCUAAAGGCUUAAAAUGUGGAUUUUUUAUCGUCUCCAGUAUCCCUUUACUUUUGGUCUCUGUGAACUUUGAAUUCAGCUCUUGAUAUGGAUGUUCUGUCAAAGUGAUUUAAUCUGAUAGCUGUGGAAGAUGUGGCUGUUUCUUCCUGCUGAUCUCUUCUUGAUGAUUCUAGCUUCCUUAAAAGUGGCAUUUGGCCAUCAGUGUAUGUCAAGUUUCUGGUGGACAAUUAGAACGUUUUGCUGCCUUUUAUAUUUACUCUCCCAUGUAUUGAAGUAAAAUUGCAUUUCAGAAGUGCAAAUAACUGUAUGAUUUUUUAAUUGCAGAAUGCAAAUUACUGUGCGGUGGUUUGAUUGUAUCACAUGGACACAUUAUCUAGUAUCAAUUAGCAUUAAUAUUUGUUCAUUA